Messenger RNA from Amoebophrya sp. A120, 3482 nucleotides. The record is from the annotation of a GenBank genome assembly. NCBI's taxonomy places the organism in Eukaryota, Dinophyceae, Syndiniales, Amoebophryaceae.
AAGUUACACCGCGAAGAUCAAGAUUUUAUUGCUGUUGGAGCUGCUUGAAGUAUUUAUUUCACGACCACUCCCGCAUGUCCUCUUGGAACCGUGGUUGACGGUUUCAACCAGCAGUGCGUCGAGUGCUGCUAACUUGGAAAUGAGCUUUAUUUCGCAGCAAGAGCAAACAUCUGCAGCUGCGUCCGCCGCCGCUCCUGAGUUAUAGGCGCCCGUUUACCGUCACCACUCCUACCAGCCGUAUUAUCGACGACCGACACAACAACUGGUGACUGAAGCAGCUGGCUCUUUUAGUACUGCGACAAUUAUCAUCUUCAUCACACUCACAAGAAAAUCAUGUUUGGCAAUCUGCAUUUGCGGUCGCCGUACAAGCUGCAGGGCAGCACGGACCCCAGGAUUCCCUCGCGUCCCCAGCCGGACAAUCCGGUUGACAUCCGGAGAAAACACAUGUUACUGCCGCACAAGAUGUAUCCCAGUGUGCAAUAUUAAAACUAUCUCACUCGUAUUUUUACUAGUAGAUGCAAUCAUGAUACAUCACAGAUGUGUCUUGCUUGUUGUUCAUCGAUUCAAGCUGCGUCUUGCACGACAAAUUAUUACACAAUCGAUCACUGUUAAGUAAGUCUUUCUCUUUGACGCCGUGUUGUCUGUAAGUAGGGCCUUAAAUCUUUGACGCCGUGCCCGGGCACGGGAAGAAAGAAAGAAAGUCUUUCUCUAAAAUCAUUUGUGUUGUCAUCGUACGGCCGCCCAGGUCUUACAGUAUAGUACGGCGGUGCUUGUUUUGUAUUGCACAUGGUGCCGGCGAAGUUUUUCUUCACCGACCUCGACCAGCACCAGGCCGCGGAACUGGUGCAGAACGUGCUGGCGGCCUGGAAGUUCGCGACCUUCACCCUCCCCUACGUGCGAAAAUUGGAAAAGCGCAUCCUCGCGUUCGACAAGUACGGCGACCUGGAGGCGCUGUACUUGAAGACCAUGCGCGCGCUGAAGGAGGCCCGCGACCACGUGAAGGACCUGCAUAUCAAAUGUAAAAAUGUCUGGGUCUGGAAGAUUGCAACUUGUCAUGGUAAAUCUGAAGCAUGCAAAAAUCUGUGUUGCAUGAGUGCCAAAAGCUGUACACUUUUGACCUCCAAGUUGGAAGGGAGUUUCCCAUGCAGGAUAGGCAUGGCAGAGACCUCGCAGAGUCUGUCAUGCUGAGGCCCGCAUUCCAGGCCUCGUGGGUCAUGGAAAAUCUGCAUGACAAGUCUACACUUUUCCAGACCCAGACAUUUUUACACUUGAUACUGCAGCGGCAGUUGCAAAACGAGCGGCACAGCAGCGACUUGCUGCUCGCGCGGACCCGGGCGAUCCGCGUCACGGGCCUCCGGUUUCUCGCGGCGCAGCUCCGGAAGUACCGCCGAAAAGCGCUCUUCUGGCAGACCAAGUUCGCACGGUACGAGCGGCACAGCGAGAACGCCAAGGCGGUUUUGGCCGCGAAGGUGGCGGACUUCUUCGAGCAGCUCGACCGGUGGCGCAACGAGGCGCUCGCGCGCGAGGCGAUGUAUGACCUGCUCAAGCGUUACAAUCUCAAACGUUACAAUAGCAUCUGAGACUUGUCUUGCAUGAUCAACAUGACAGACUCGGACAGCAUUCCACAUUCUGCAAUACAAAUUUCGGCAGAUUGUAGUGCGGAUUGGGACUCCAGAACUUGUCAUGCGCAAUCCUGUGGGAGUAGGGUAGAUCAUGCACUUCUUGCAAUACAAAUUCCAGAUUCUAUUGUAACGUGUGAGAUUGGAACAUCUGACCACGUUAUACGAUGAUGGCCUUCUUUCUCGACGUCUACCGCACGUUCCAUUACAAGUAUCAACUGCAAAAAUGUCUGGGUCUGGAAGGAUGGAACUUGUGAUGGUAACUUUGGACUCUAAAAAAAUCUGUAUUGCAUGACCAGCAAGAGGAGUCUAGUUUGUGCUACGCGGGGAGGGCAUUUGUCAUGCGGAGUAGGCAUGAUCAGGAAGACCUCUAAAAAUCCGCGAUGCUCGGUCGUGCAUUACAGACAUCCUGAGUUAUGCAAAGUAUGCAUGACAAACCCGGCAACAUUCCAGACCCAGACAUUUUUGCAUUUGAUAACAAGUAUGACCUAGCGAAAGCGCGCGGGAACAAGCAAACCGAAAUGCUGCUGGACCUGCAGUAUCCCGUGCAAAACAAAGUCUCGUACUUCUAGUCGAACGAUAUCAGGCAACAUGACAAUUAUGUUUUUCCACCUGAGGACUCUGCAUUUGACAAAAUCCAACUUCAUCUUUUCGGGAAAACGAACUCAGAUCCAUGCAACUUUCUUUUCGGAAAAAUUUGUCCUCUUGUGGAGGCAAGGUGUACUUACUACUAGUAGUUGUAUGAGACUAGUUUUGCAAUGCAUAGGCAGCAACAGACGGAGGUGUUGGAAAAGGAGCGCGACACCCUGGUGAUAGAGCGGGACCGACUGAUCACGGAGAAGCUGCAGCUACUUGAGGACAAGAGACAGCUGCUGAGUGAGGAAAUCCCGAUGAAGAACGAGGAGAUUGUCGUGUGGAGGAGCAAGCUCCUGCUUGCCCGGAGCUCGCUGCAGUACGCCUGUCUCCAGGCGUGGCGUAAGCACGCGGUGAUCGGCGGGAAGAACCGCGAGAUCGCCACGUUGCGGGAGGAGUUAAAGGACUUUAAGAAAGUGCAAAACGAACUGUUUGCGGAGCGCCGGACCAGCGACCUGCUGCGUCAAGUGAUUGCGGAGAAAACGGACAAGCUCGACGAGAUGGAAACCAUCGCGGAAAAGGUGCGGGCGCUGGAGCAAAACCUGAAACAAACACAGUUUGAGCGGAACGAGUUGCAGUCCCUUCUCGACGCCAAAGUGACCCGGCCGACCAUACCGGCACGGUUUUUGUGCAUGAAGUGCAUGAACGACGUGAACGAGAUGAAGGAAAAGAUGGAGCGAAAGGCACAGAAGCUAUGCAGCUGCACAAGAAUAACUUUCAUUUCCACAACACCAAUCGCACUACGCGCACAUCAAAAAAUAGGGACCAUAUAUGACAGACUCAGAAUGAUUCAUACUUCACCUACUUAUCUUGCUUUUUACCACAUCAGAUCCAUUUGGUAGUGUGGUCGUCGUGUCAUGCACAAUUUUUAUUGUGUGCGUGCUGCAUCUAUAACCAACGGUGCGUGGUCAGAAAUGAAUUUGUACCUGCAUAGCACCAGCUGUUGCAGAAGACGCGAAACCGGCAAAACGCCAGCGAGUUUCUGGUCAACGAGCUGCACAUAGUUCCCGACGGAGACUACGUGAAGAAGCUGCUGCGGGGGUCCGGAGUGAGCGGCGGCAGUGGCGGUGGAGGCGGGAUAGGACAGAGAUGACAAAUAAUAAAUGGCGAGAAGGUGUUGACGAGAGAAGACAAUGACGGCAUGACUUGAUUAAAUGGUCGUAAGAUCCUGCUUCAUCCAUCGUGACCUUCGACAAACAAGAAGACUCGUCUCGCUCUUGCAACUACAAU